UUGCAUUUGGACAGAUCCAUACCGCGGGACUUCCGACUGUCAUGACAGUUGACUUGCACAUCUCGAACAUUUAAAUGUUGGGUGUAAAAUUGUUUUUUGAUAAUGGAGACUGAAGAAACGAGUGUUGCGGAUACCAGCGAGGUGAGGCUGAAUUUUACUUUGAGAGAACUGAGCCUCUCGUCUCAGACUGAAGACGCUACACCGGGAAGCUCGUCCACAGUAGAGCUACCGGACAGGAAACUGGUGUGUGUGGAGUAUCCUGCGAUGGUAAACAGCGUGGAUAAAAUGUUGGAGACUCUGGGUGGUGAGCAAACGAUGGCCAAAACAUUUGCUGACCCCAACAGACGUCUUGAGCUGCGUUUCCGACCCCAGGACCCUUUCUGCCACUCUGCGUGUGGGAACCGUCUCCCAUCAAGCAACCUCCUCCUCAGAGUGCGACGGCGUGUGCGCAAAAAAGACCCAAAGGAUGCAGAGAUUCAGAUGGAUAUCAUGGGAUUCAUAGGAACAACCUACAAAUUCCAAGGGCUGGCAGACUUUCAGUACCUUGCUAUGCAUUCAGAGGGCGGAAAAGUCACAUCUCUUUAUGACAAAAUCAUCCUCCGCAAAACUGAGAGUCAGGAGUUCUUUGAGCAGACUGUGCCUCACUUCCUCCCCCCAGCCAUCUUCUCACGCCUAGACAGUCCUGUGGACUAUUUCUACAGGCCUGACACCCAGGCCAAGGCAGCAGCUGUCCAGGUGCCAACGAGCAAGAACUUUAUCGGUCUGAAUCGAGCGCGUCGACCCCACAACGCUAUAUUUGUCACCUUUAAUGAACCCUCUGUGCCUACUGAAUGCCUCCAGGCUGCAAAGGAUAACUGGGCCAGAUACUGUCUGAAAGAAAGAGACAGGGACGCUGAAGAGAAGUUGAAAAAGAUGUUUGAGAGCCGGCCCAUCUGGUCACGGAACGCAGUCAAAGCCAACAUCAACAUUCACCCUGAUAAACUGAAGCUGCUGCUGGCCUUACAUGCCUAUUACAUGGUCACAGGACCGUGGAGAAGUCUGUGGGUGAGGCUGGGCUACGACCCCCGAAAGAGCCCAGAGUCCAAGAAAUAUCAGAUGCUGGAUUUCAGGAUGCGCUAUAGCACCAAGCAUGGCUAUUCGCUGUCCAAUCUACCAGUAAAAGCGAAGAGAAGUGCCCUCAAUUACAGUCUGCCGAUCACUUUAAACAAAGCAGGUCCCCAGCCUACUAGUGUGAUGGACAUUCCCGCUCAGGAGGGGCCGAGCACCAGCAGAGACUCCGCUAUAGCCACAUACCAGCUUAAGGAGUCAUCCUACAUAUUCAGAGAUGGCAUGCUGCCUCCUCACAGACAGAUGUUCUACCAGCUGUGUGACUUGGAUGUGGACAGCAUCAAAGAGGUGAUCGAACAGAACAGCGGGAAAGAGGAGACAUGUGACGAACGUGACGGCUGGUGUGUUGUGGGCACCACAGACAAGCUGAGGGAUCUGAUCUCUGCCAUGAUUAAGAAGGUCACACGAGCACAAAAACAGGUUCCCGAAGUCUCCCAGAAAAAACGACGCAGGUCCUGUAGAUCAAAAUCCUCAGUGAGAAAUACGGAUCCAGAUUCAGAGGAUGAGAACUGUGAGAACAAGGAGGAUGAUGAGGAGGAUGAAGAUGAUGAAUUCCAACCAUCUGAAGGAAGUGAAAAUGAGAUGGAGACAGAAAUUUUGGACUACAUGUAACUGGAGAAUCAUUUGAGAAUCCUCGCCUGUGUUUUGUGUCUGUCAGAUGUUAACAUUUAAAUUAAAAUAAAAAAAUCUACAAAAUGUACAUGG
Messenger RNA from Menidia menidia (Atlantic silverside), 1812 nucleotides. The record is from the annotation of a GenBank genome assembly. NCBI's taxonomy places the organism in Eukaryota, Metazoa, Chordata, Actinopteri, Atheriniformes, Atherinopsidae.